Molecule: messenger RNA, 1816 nt
Organism: Candoia aspera
Lineage: Eukaryota; Metazoa; Chordata; Lepidosauria; Squamata; Candoiidae
Gene: TMEM221
Product: transmembrane protein 221
Exons: 3
Coding region: 78-977 (299 amino acids)
Source: RefSeq, a predicted model, not a curated record
AACUUCGGGGAAAAGGCUCGGCCGACUUUCCGCCGCGGCUCCGCCGUUCCCUCUCGGCUGGGACCGUCCGCGCCUCCAUGCUCUCCCAGUACGGGCACCGCGCCCUGGGCGCGCUGAUGCUGUUGGGCACCGCGGCGGGCUUGACGGCCGUGCUGGCGUCGAUGCUCCUCUUCCAGAUCCAGGAGGGCAACGCCCAAGGCCACUCUGCCCUGUUCGAGCGAGAACGCGCGGUGCUGCGGCCGCUCUCCGCCGCCCUGGCCUCGCUCUGCCUGGUGCUCAGCCUCAGCUGCCUGCUCUUGAGCCUCCUGCACGGCUACUGCGGCGCGGAGCUUUGCGCGACCUCGCGGGGCGCGCUGGGGAGCGAGAGAGGUAACUGGUUCCUGCUGGAGAGCCGAAAAGUGAGACAUGUGGCUGUUGGUGUGUUUUGCUGCACUGUUUCACUCUACUUAGCAGCCCUCUCGAUGUAUGCGCUGCUGCUGUUAGAGAGACAAACAGGAAUCACCUGUGCCUGCAUCUUCUCCUCUGGGGUCAUCGUCCUGAUCAUCACGGUGAUCCAUGUGCUCGUCCGGGCUUCCAAAGCCAGCCAGCGCAGCCCAGGAGAGCUGUCGCACACUCUUUAUGAGAACGACUCGGCCCACAGUGGCGAACCCCCCGCCGUUCAUCUCAGCGAUGCCCCAAAUAUGGCCUCUCCUCGGCCACGUCUGGAAAUCCAGCAAGAGGUUUCAUACCUGCCCUGUGUGGAACAGAAGUCCUACCAGACCACCGCAGCGAGCAGCACCAACGUCACAUCCUCGGACAGCGUUGCGCUGACCCUGGAGAAGGAGGGCUGUAGCGUCCCCAGGAUGCACCGGAUGCUUUCGGCAGAGUCUGGCCUUCUGCUGAGCCGUGGAAAGCCCUGGCACGGGGUGAGGCAGGAAGUGAGGAAAGCCCUGUCUCGCAAACCAGCGGGGUCAGGCAAAGAUUCGACCUUGGUGUGAAAUCUCAGAAAGUGGGGACAUCCUUAUCCCCCAGAGAUCUUCAACAUGCAGACAACCCUUGCUUAUUUUCGUAUGAAGGAACCCUCGUGAUCCCUUUAUGGCUUCACAUGCUGCCUCAUUGACUCACCGGAAGUCGGGUGACAGCCACAUUGAGAUUCCUUUAAAAGGAGAUUAAGGUCAGCCCACGAGGUAGACCAGGCCAGAAAAUCAACUCCACAGGAAGGCCAGAACGACACUUUAUUGAGAUAGGCUAUAACCACAGAAUCUUGCAAGCCUGAUUUUGCUGUACCCACCCGCCCUUGGAUCAGGGCGGGAUUGGCCUGAGCCGCUUUCGAAUAUUACCUUGAUUCCCAGGAUUUAAAGAGUGUUUCUGACUUCUUUACCUAGGCAAUGGCUCUUGCAUAGUUCUGUCAAGGUUACCUCCCUUACUCUCAACAAUUAGAAGAAUUCACAUAAUAUGGACGGUUUGAUUCUCGUAAGGAUGUCUACGCAGAUCGUCCACCUUCAAAGGAGAACUUUGCCAUACAGAAAUCUGUAGCGAUUAGGACUCAGGAAAGCCAAAGUCUGUAAUGCAGACUUCCCCCCCAAGCCAUGAAUGAAUUACGUGCCUUUAGUGAUUUAGCGAGAACCAUUAUCCAGCGCUCCAUGCUUUUACUUGAGCAAGAAAUGGAAUGUAGGCAUGGCCAAGGAGAAAAGUGAGCCGGCAUAUGCAAAUGACACUCAGAAUUCCAACAGAAUUCUCCACUUCAGCCCAACAAGAGAAAAAAUCCACAUUUCUCCAGCCUCAUAAUAAUGGUGGGAGACCAUAAUUCGGACCUACCCUGGAGAGCUACUGCAAA